Paralichthys olivaceus (Japanese flounder) is the source of this 2637-nucleotide messenger RNA. It is a transcript of the gene gda, whose product is annotated as guanine deaminase. NCBI's taxonomy places the organism in Eukaryota, Metazoa, Chordata, Actinopteri, Pleuronectiformes, Paralichthyidae. Gene Ontology annotation, cellular component: cytosol. Gene Ontology annotation, molecular function: guanine deaminase activity; zinc ion binding. Gene Ontology annotation, biological process: guanine catabolic process. The record is from RefSeq and is a predicted model, not a curated record.
GUGCGCUGCUGCAGCCGCAGGUGUCGUACUGCUGGGCUCAGGCUGAUCUGCUGAAGGGAUGGCGGACACUCAGAGACCCACCGCCGCAAUCUCAUUCGUCUACAGGGGAACUUUCAUCCACUCGACGCAGAACACGGCCGUGCAGAUUCUGGAAGACGCACUGCUGGGAGUGAACGCAGAGGGAAAGGUUGCUUUCAUUGGAAAAGGAGAGGAGUUGCACAAACUGUCUCAGACAUUUGGGUUCAGCCAGUCUGUGGUGACUCAACUGACACAACAUGAGUUCUUCAUGCCAGGAUUGGUGGACACCCACAUCCAUGCAUCCCAGUACAGCUACGCAGGCACGGCCCUGGACCUGCCCCUGCUGCAGUGGCUCAAUACCUACACCUUUCCUGUGGAGUCCCGCUUCAAGGAUUUGGAGUUUGCCAACAGGGUCUACACACAAGUAGUGAAAAGGACCCUGAGAAAUGGAACAACCACUGCAUGUUACUUUGCUACUAUACACAGGGACGCCUCUCUUCUGCUGGGUCAGAUUGCAAAUGACUUUGGACAGCGUGCCCUGGUGGGUAAGGUGUGCAUGGACAGGAACAACGCGGUGAAACAUUACAAAGAGAACAUCCAGGAGUCACAGGACGAAACCUGUCGGUUCAUUGCAGAGCUCUUAAACAAAAAGUACCCCCUUGUGAAGCCGGUAGUGACUCCUCGCUUUGCACCAUCUUGCACAGGAGCCUUGCUCGGACAGCUGGGAGCAAUCGCUAAGAAUAACAACCUGCACAUUCAGAGUCACAUCAGUGAAAACGUCGAGGAGGUGAAGCUCGUAAAGGAGCUGUUUCCUGAAUCUGAGUCGUAUACGGACGUCUAUCACAAACACAACCUGCUCACAGACAAAACAGUGAUGGCCCAUGGCUGCUACCUCAGUGAUGAAGAGUUGGAUCUGUUCAGAGAGACGGGAGCCUCUCUGUCUCACUGCCCCAAUUCCAACUUUGCAUUGUGCAGUGGAAUUUUAAAUGUCCGCAACGUCCUGAACCACAAAGUGAAGUUGGGGCUGGGAACAGACGUGGCGGGGGGCUACUCGGCCUCUAUGCUGGACGCUGUGAGGAGAACUUUGGAUGCGUCUAAAGUCUUGACCAUCCAGGACCCAGAGCAUGUUACGCUCACCUUUGAGGAGGUGUUCAGACUGGCCACACUGGGUGGCAGCCAAGCCUUGUCCUUGGAUGACCAAACAGGGAAUUUUGAGGUGGGCAAAGAUUUCGAUGCCCUGAGGGUGAACAUUGUUGCUCCUGGUGCACCCAUCGACCUGAUCCAGUGCGAAGGGCCAAAGAUUCUGUUGGAAAAGUUCUUGAACUUGGGUGACGAUCGUAACAUAGUGGAGGUGUUCGUAGCCGGGAGGAAGGUGGUACCUUUUACAGAACCAGUGGAGUAAAGCUUUUGAAGUCUCUGCACACUUCCACCUGUCUCGCAGUUUAAAACACAUCUGAAGAUAUAAUAAACUGUAUGCAGCAAAGGCACGAUCAGCUGGAAAUGACAUGUGGAUGCAUCAACUGGUGUACUGUGUAUUUUAUCUGUAUAGACAAGUCAAAAAAGAAAAUUCAUGAUAAAUAUUUCAGUGUUAAAUCCAGAUGUUAGAAUAGAUUAUUUAUGAGAUUAAAUGAGGGUCAUACAAAUAGUGUUCAUCAAAAAAUGUAGUCUUUUCCUAAAGAAUUAUAGGUAGUUACUGGUCAUUACAGGGAAUAAGGGACUUGCUAAAUACACCUUUUCUGUUAGUUAUUCAGAUAGUUAGUUGGUUGCUCAUUUUUGCAGAAUGAAAUAUAUUUUUAGGUUCUCUUUGUUUAUGUUAACACCAUUGUAGACUAACACUUUUUACAUAGACACAUUAUAACUUACAAAGAUACAACUAUUGGUGAUUUUAGCCUCUGCAGUGUGUUAACAACCACAGAAACAUAUUAGUGUUGGACUAAUGCAGACUGAAUGACUGCUUACAGCGGGUUAAUGGUCCCAUUCUCAUGCUAGUGUAGCUAGAAAACAGACUAAUAAUCAGACUGGGAUUGCCUUGAUUUAAAUAGUUAGAGCUCAUUCUGUUUAUUUUCACUGCACACUCCAUUCAAAUGCAUCCAUUCAUGUCUUUAAAAUGACACAGUUUAUGUUAUUUACUCAGUGUCACUUUUCCACUUGUCAGUCUGCUCCAUGUACAAACUGAAACUAGGAUCUUAUCUAACAUGUAGCUGCACUAAUGCCUUUUUGAUUUGGUCAAAAUCCACAUCCUGACUUGACCUUAGUGAAAGGGAAAUAAACCUGGUGUCUCAUUGACUAUAGUUUUGUUAUACUAACCCCGCAUUUAUAUAUCAAUUCUAAUGGUUUGACCUCUGAGAGGAUUUUAAGGACCAUCCAGAUUAAAUACACUUUAUGUAUUUAUAUUCCUCUCUAUAUACUAAUUGUCAGGAAAUCAAGGGAAAUGAAAUGCACAACUUGCUGAAUAUGUUUUUGUCCAGGUGAAUGCGGAUGUAUUUAAGACAAGUUUCCCUUUUUUACUGAAAUAUUGCUAAUUUUAUUAUCACGAAAUAGAACUGAGACAGAUGAGCACAUUGUAUAUGUUUAAGAUUCUCUCCAUGUGUCACAUCAUGAGAGAUCGAAAUAAAGAAU